Molecule: messenger RNA, 16680 nt
Organism: Phlebotomus papatasi
Lineage: Eukaryota; Metazoa; Arthropoda; Insecta; Diptera; Psychodidae
Gene: bru3
Product: CUGBP Elav-like family member 4
Exons: 13
Coding region: 1927-3225 (432 amino acids)
Biological process (GO): mRNA splice site recognition; regulation of alternative mRNA splicing, via spliceosome
Cellular component (GO): cytoplasm; ribonucleoprotein complex; nucleus
Molecular function (GO): mRNA binding
Source: RefSeq, a predicted model, not a curated record
GCCCCGUCCGUCAGUAUUGUGGCAAAAGCCGCUGAAUAAAGUUUAAUUCUAAUAUACUGUACACACGUCAUCUCUGUUAAAACUAAGUUUUGUGUCAUUUGUAUGUGUUUAAAUAAGGAAUAUUCUAAAGGAAAAGUUUAAAAAGAAGAGAAAAUAUCCAAAAUAUCCUGAGGGAGUUUAAAAAAAAAAUUACAAAGUAACACUUAUUUUUUGCCUUAACAUGAGAUAUCAUCCCGAAGGGAUAACAAAUACAAGAGAAUAAAUUGGUGCGUGAGGACGUGAUAAAAAAGACGCGGAGGUAGACUUGGUGUUGAGCAAGAUAAAAAUAUUCGUGCACAAACAACAUACACACCUGGAUUAUUAAUGUUGAACGGUGGAUAAACAUUGGGUUGGAAAAUUCACUCCGUUCUUCGACGAACACAUCUCAGAAGAAAAAAAAGGAAGAUUCUCGUCAUAACUUACGUAUAUCAGGACGCUUUUUUCUUCUUCUUUCAGUGGGUCUAGAGGUGGUUGUAUCCCAUACUUUUGGGGAGGUAGAUACCACGCGCGCCAAAGACAAAAACAGCCCCCACUGAAAGUGAAAACGUAAAGUCACACACAGAAAGUUCUUUCUACCCCAAAAUACAUAAAUUAUGUGGCUUUCCGUUGGCAGAUUAACUCCAUAGACCGUUUUUGGUGAAGAAGGUUUGAGGUUUGAACGUGAGAUACGACUUGGAACCUAGGCCAUACUCUUCAUCUUAUAUCAUAAUUGAAACUAAAAUACAGGGAAAUCUUACUUAAGAAAAAAGUGUGUGAGUGGAAAGUUCUUAUCUUGCGGACAAAGCAUGUGCAUUGUGAUCAUCCAUCAUAUAACCGUUCUUGUUUAACAAUCACGGUGUUUCGUGAAUUCGUGCGCGAUGUAUUCGUGAGUUUACUAACCUGUUGGUUAUCGACACGAUCCCGCGCGACUGUGAUUGGUGUGACCCACGGUAUAUAUAAAACGCUGUGUAUAUCUCCCGUAAUCUUAUCAAACUCUCCACUAAUUGCAUGUCGUCCAGUAACAUACGAUAAAAUCCGAAAAGAGCCAGAUGUUGAGUGUUUAAUUGAGAAAUCAUCAGACAGAGAGAUCCACCAGGGUCCACCCACAUGGAGAAACUGUCUCAACACUCUCUAUAAAUAAUUGUAAAAAUCUAAAAAUCGUGCAGGAUGCUUCCCAUCUGAUUUGUGUCCAUCGAUCAGGAUUUCAAAGUGCCUCACUCUGUUCGUGUUUUUUGCUGUCGGUGUAUAAAUUGUUGUGCCAUUCUUUUUUCAUUUUCUAAUCCCCACAUUUCCCCAAACCACAUCAUAAUUCCACAAUACCCACCCCAUUAUCCAGGAAAAAAAAGAGCCAAGUGCCAUCAACCACCCACAAACUUCCUCCCCGCCCCCUCCACAAAAAAGCCCUCUUACUUCGGUUGACCAGUGUUGUUGUGUGUUGUAAAAUUGUCAAGAAAGCCGGAAGAACGUUUCAGUUGUCGUUUUGAUGUGAAAAUUUCUUUUGUGUUAUUUACACCUCCGCAAAAAAUAAGAUAUUGUUGUUGACAGAGAGAGCCAAAGUCCGUGUUGAUAAGUAUUCUGUUGAAUGUGAUUUUUGAUUUGGUGUUAACGAGUUGACUGUGAAAGAAAUACAAAAAAAAAAUUCAAUACUCACAAAAUCAAAAUAUCAAAUUUCGUGUUAAUAAAAAUAAUUGUUGGAGACAGCUGAGCCAUCUCCACUUGGAUUUUGCAUCUCAAUCGUCACGAAAAAUCUGCAAAACAUUGUAGUAAAAAAACAAUUAAUUAAUGUGAGUGUCAAGUGCCCAAAAAAAAAGUAUAAAUCGCGAGUUGUGCCGCUGCAAAAUUUUGCAGAAAGUUGGUGAGGUGGUUUGGUGUACAAAGGGAAAAGUCGACAAAAGAAAAUUUGACCAAAUGUUGGCCUUUCAUAACGAGCAUAUAUCAAGUUGUGCUUUUUUGACGUAUUUCAGUCCGGAAAGUGCAGUGAACGCCCAGAACGCGCUCCAUGAAAAGCAAACUUUACCAGGGAUGAACCGUCCCAUUCAAGUUAAACCAGCGGAUAGUGAAAACCGCGGUGAUCGCAAGCUGUUUGUUGGUAUGCUUAGUAAGCAACAGACCGAAGAGGAUGUAAGACAGUUGUUUACACCAUUCGGAACAAUUGAAGAGUGUACUAUUUUGCGAGGUCCCGACGGUGCCAGCAAAGGUUGUGCUUUUGUUAAGUUCAGCUCUCAUCAGGAAGCACAAGCAGCCAUCACAAAUCUACACGGGAGUCAAACUAUGCCGGGGGCGUCAUCGAGUUUGGUGGUAAAGUUUGCCGAUACUGAGAAGGAACGACAACUGAGACGUAUGCAGCAAAUGGCCGGUCACAUGAAUUUGCUAAAUCCUUUUGUUUUCAAUCAAUUUGGAGCGUAUGGUGCUUAUGCACAGCAGCAACAGGCGGCCCUGAUGGCUGCAGCGACUGCUCAAGGAACGUACAUAAAUCCCAUGGCUGCGCUUGCAACACAAAUACCUCAUGCACUCAAUGGUAAAGUGGCGGGUGAUGGUCAGCUGAAAGGACAAUACGUAAUGCCGCAUUGUUUGCCCGCAGGCUCAGGACAACCAGUGAAUGGAACAAUUCCGUCGCUGCCAUCUCCCACGAUGCCAACAUUCAAUAUGGCAGCCCAGACUCCCAAUGGCCAGCCAGGCGGCACUGAAGCCGUCUACACCAACGGAAUACCUCAAACGUAUCCAGGCCAUGCCCUUCACUUAUCAAUUCCAACGCAAGGACUACCAAAUGGAGAUGCGGCUCUUCAGCAUGCUGCGUAUCCUGGAAUGCAACCGUAUCCAGGUGUUGCUUACCCCGCCGUUUAUGGACAGUUUCCUCAAGCUAUUCCACAACCAAUGGCCGCUGUGGCAUCACAACGAGAAGACUAUUUAAUGUUAACAGGAUGCUCCAUCUCUGGACCAGAAGGGUGCAAUUUAUUUAUCUACCACCUGCCACAGGAGUUUGGUGAUGCUGAACUAAUGCAAAUGUUCCUUCCGUUUGGCAACGUUAUUAGUUCAAAGGUUUUCAUCGAUCGUGCAACAAAUCAGAGUAAAUGCUUUGGUUUUGUUUCGUUCGACAAUCCGGCAAGUGCUCAAACAGCUAUCCAAUCAAUGAAUGGUUUUCAGAUUGGAAUGAAAAGACUGAAAGUACAGCUAAAGAGACCGAAGGACGCCAGUCGACCUUAUUAACAGGAGGUAUCCUCCAGUAAUGUCAAUACUGCUUCAGUAUUCCCAUUCUUUUCAGAUGAAGCUUUAAGGAUAAAGUUUAAACACUAAUUUACACCAUGAGAGCAGCGUAAUUUUGCAUGGCGAUUAGAGAUAACAAAAAAAAACAAUGAGGAGAUAAUGUUAGAGGAAAAAACAAAAAAAACUAUUGCAGGAAUUUAGUAAGGAAUCCAACACUGUUGUUUACAUUUCUUGGCUCCCAGCAUCGAAGAAUCUUUUGCGGCUGCCGAAGUGGAUGCAGAUUAUUUCUUUUAGUUUUUGUAGAAUCUAAUAUAAAACUAUGUUUUAUCUUUUAUUUUUUUUAUAGAUUGUCAUGAAAAAAAAUGAUAAUAUGUACUAAAUAGUGUAACUGAAGGUGAAGAACACACAAGUAAACAAGAAGACAAAAUAUAGAUGCAGGAAAUGAAUUAUUAUAUUUGAAACAAAAAAAAUGAUAAGUAAAUGAAACUUUUAGAGGUGAAACUUUAAUAAGAAAAAAACAAAAAUAAGAAAAUUAUAGUGAUUAGGGUGAGGAGAUAAGAUUGUACAUUUAAAAGAAAAAUAAAAGUGAAAUCCUUGAAGAGAAAAAAACAGAGAAUCGUGGGACAUUGUAGAUGUCGAAUCAUACUUUUUCUCGAAAAGAAUUUUUAGAAACUCGAAUAAAUACACUUUUUUACAUUUAAUACCAUUUUUAGAAGAGAUCACCGAGGGCAAAAAUGGUCCUUUCGUCUUUUAAGUUUUAUUUUAUUCUCCCUUUUUUCUGUCUCAUUGACAUAUUUAAUGUCUUAAGAAUUAUCAUUGUGAAUGAGCGGUACAAUUUGAAUUUUAUAUAUUUAAAAUUUAAGUUUAUAGAAAUAUUAGAUGAGAUCAGAGAUUGUUAAAAAGAAUUUGAACAUUUUACAAUUCAUUUGGGUGUCUGUUUGAUUUUUUAAAGCUCAGUCAAAUCAUACUGAGAAUCAAAGAAAUUAAUUAAAAUGAUUAUUUUAGUAAACUAUUGAUAGCUAUAAUUUUGAGAUAUAACUUUAAAAAAAAGAAGGUAAAUCAUGAAAAAUCUAAUAAUAUGCUUCAGUCCUAUCACUAAAUAUACCAGAUGAUAAUUCAAGUCUUAUAAAUAAAAUCUUGUAGUAUAAUCAAUUGCAUUUGGGACGAAUGGUUUUACGGGGAAUAAACUAUGAAAACCUACAAACAAAAACUACCAUAUACAUUCACGAUUGUAUAUAUACAAGUGAAAGCAUUUUUUAAUCUUUUACUUUUCAAAAAAAAAAAAGUCGAUAAGCGAAUUUUCAUUAUUUUCCAUCAAACCCAUAAACAUGAAACCAAAUGAGAUAAUCAAUAUCAUAAAAAUUAUUUCUUAUAUCUUCAUUAAUAAAACUAACUUUUAAGGUAACUCUUAGGUAUUUAGAAAAUGACGCGAAAAGUGCCCUCAGGGUACAAAAUGCUUGCAUCAAACUGCGAACGUGAGCGAGAUAUUUAUUUACAUAUUAUAAUAUUUAUUUUAAAAAAAUGAGCGUCAAAAUGAAAAAAAAACGAUGGGACAUCCCUUGUGAAAAAAAACUACAGCUAUGAAAAGCCAAAAAUUUUGUUGAAUAGAAAUGAUAAAAAAAAAUUGAAGAUAUACCAAUAUUUAAAGAGAAAAAAAUCUUAUUGAGAGGAGAAAAAUUAUAUAAUUGAUAAUCUAAAUAAUUAUUGUAAUAAUAAACACAUUAAACAAAUAAUAAUUUAUUCUCUAGGUAUUAUGAUGAAUUAAUGAGGAAAUUCAUACCAUGAAAAAAAAACUUUUAAUAAAUAUAAUUAAUGCGGCGAAAGUACAUUUAAAAAAAAGGAAGAAAAAAUAUAUUUAUAUAAAUUAGAUUUCCAAUAAUAUCUUUCUUCUUAUAUCGUCUCAUGAUAUUAAACCAAAAAAAAUCAUAAAUUAAUCAAGUAAAUCUUCUUCGAGAGUUUUGAGUGUGCUUUUUUCUCACUCCUUUUUUUUUGUGUAAAAAAAAACAUCUUUUCCAAACUGAAAACCCGUUUUAAAAACUUUAUUUUUUCUUUCUUAAAAUAAUACUCUCUAAAAAUUAAGAGCUUAUGUAGUUAUCAUGAUCAUCCCUCCCUUCCAAGCUUUUCCAUCAAAAAACAAAGACUCUAAUCUCUAUUUUGAAACUAUAAUUGGCAAGUGAAGUUGGGAAAUCUCAUGAAAUCUGAAUCAAAAGAGCAAAUUGUAUAGGAAAAUAAGAUUAAAAAGAAAACAAUCUUUAAGUGAACUAUUGAAAAAAACAACUAAAUAUCAAUGAGAAAAAAUAGAGGUGAUUCCAAUUUUCUGUUGGAUAAUUUGAGAGACAAAGGGAAUUUUGGGUGAUUAUCCUUAACUUCGUUCUUAUCAAUAUCAUCAAUUAAAACAAAUAUUUUGAUAAGCCAGAAAUAAAAAAGAUAUGUAGAUUGUGAAUAGAAAUUAAUGUAGUGGCUUUUUCUAAAAUAAUUUGUUACACAUGCGGCUAACUUUUUAGGCAAAUAUCACAUGCAGCUCAUAUUGAAAUUUCGAAAACCUAGUUUACGAUUAAGGCGCACUGAGCGGUAAUCGUAUGAAAUUAUUAUAUUCUGAAAGAUUGUGGGAUUUCCUAAGGCCUUUGAUGCACACUCUCGAUGAUCAAAUUCAAGAACAAGUAGAACGGAAGGCUACAUAUGUUUCCUUUAUCCCAAAAAAAAUCUUUUUCUCACAGAUGACCGAUUUUAUAGGGACCACGGUUUGUCAGCAACAAUAAUUUAAUUUAAUCCCAUGUUUUCCAAUAAAAAUCUAUUUUUAUUUUGAAAACUCAAAGCGCACAACUUCAAAAUUCCCAUUGAAAUCAUCAAAUUAUCCAACAGAAUAUUAUAAUAUAACCCAUCCGUGUUUAUAAUCUUAAACCAAAGGUAACAAGAGGUAAAAAACCUUAUAACUCAACCAAAAAAACAAGUUACGAGAUCGUUAGAUAAUUCCACAAAUGGGCUGUGAUUUGAAUGUAAAAAGAAAAAAAAAACACUUAAAAUGAAAAAUAACAUACAAAUUUGUGUAACUGUACAGUUCGUUUGUUUUCAAUGUGAAUCGUGAAGUUCGAUGUUGUAAGAGAGAACGAGAGACACUAAAAAAAGGAAGUGAAGAGAAACCUACUAAAAAAAAAUAUAUAUUUAAAUAAAAAAAAUGAAAAGAGUGAAAGAGACCGAGAUGGUAUAAAUUUAAAGAAAAAAAAACAAGAAAAUUUUAAAACACUGACGAUGUACCUUACAAUAAAACAAACAAAAAAAAAUGAUAUUUUACACAGUAAAAAAAAUGAUAAUGAAAAUUAGAAACAUCGUGUGGGGAUGGCACGUGUCAUUCUUGCACUUUUUGCCUAUCCGCGAAAGUUCACGAAAAGCACAAGAAAAACCCCUUGAAAAAAUAAAUUUAUAAAAAUUAAAAAAAAAAAUAAAAUAAAACACGGAAAGACAAAAGCUCUAAAGAAUUUCUUAAAGAGUGAUGUUCCCCCCGACCCACUAAAAAAAAAUAAUUGUUCCCAGAUACAAUACAAAAAUGUGAUUCAAUUUCAGUGUUAAUUGCUAGAAAGUUCUUGUCUUCUUCCCCCCAGUUAAAAAAAAUUAUUAAAAAAAAAAAAGUAAAACUGAAUAAAAACUCCCCGCGUCGAAGGUGACGGCCAUUAUCUCUUCAACAGAGGGAUUUUGCAGUUAGAAUAUGCUGAUAAGUUUAUGAAAAAGACUUUUAAAUCUUGCAAGUUGGGUGCAACAUACUGAUGAUUUAGUACAUUUUAGCGCGUAUUUAAUUGCAAAAUCACCUUACAGAGUCCAAGGAAACAAUUCAUCAUGUGAUUCAGUCUGACAAAAAGAAGAAUAGAUGUAUAAAUUAUGACAUUAAGACAACUAAAUCUAUACCAUCAAUCUCUAAAAUAUAAUAUCUCAUUGCCAAUUAUAGUGUCAAAGAAAAUCACUCAAAUCCCCAUAAUAUCAUCCACAUUUAUUCCACCCUAUCAUUUACAUACCUUCUCUCCCCUAAGCUAGGAAUUUUAACAUCUUUGAAAAAGCAUAUAACAUGUACGAUAUAGAAAAAACCAAAAAAAAAUAGAAAUACAAAAUGAUAAUAAAAAAUUGAAAGGAAGAAGCAACACAAGCGGAUACCAGUACCAAUAAAUGUAAAACUUGUAAAAUAAGCAGAUGAAUAUAUAAAGGGAAGUGAAACCGGUUUAGGAAAUCUGCACAUUCAAUCAUCAAGUUUUUGCUCCUUUAAGAUCAAAAAAAAAAAACAAACAAACAAAAAGGCCAUGGUGUAUAAAAGAAAAAAACUGAUAUGUUAAAUAAGUCUUAAUGAUACGCUAACUUGAAAUAUUUGACUAAUAAAUAUUUAGAUAAAACAAUGAUAAAGUAAGUUUCAUUUGUAGUGACAAUAAAUUUUACCUAUUUGAACUUUUGAAUUUGCAACAGUUGUCACAAACUACAUCACUUUUGUCGACGUACUUUUCAUUACCUUUUUUUGCCAUUAAUUGUGGUUAGGUGGGAGCAAAUGAAUAACGUAAAAAUUUAAGUAAGAAGGCAAAGACAUAGUUUAGCAUUGUCUACAGAAAGAAAUGACAGCAGUAAGAUCCUUUUGAAAAGAAUCUUAAGGAAAAAGAGAAAAUUAUGAGUUGUAUGCAACUAUUUCCGUUAAUUCAAAUUUUCGAAUGUAAACGUCUCAAUUGAGGCAAUUUGUAGUUUAGAAAAUUAUAUAAGAUUCUCAGCACUACCUUUUAGAUCAUUAUUCGAUAGGGAAAGAAUUGUACGAUUUGUACCAUAGAUUUUAAGCUCUAAAACUCUGAAAAUACUUGAACCUGGCAGCUAUUCGUCCAAAACAAAAAAAAAACUAAUAAUUUUUCAAGAAAAUGUACAUUUUUUCUGAUGAUACACAAAACACAGAAAAAAGUACAUUCUUGUUGAAUCAUUUUCAAAUAAGAAAACAAAGUUUGUGAGGUUUUUAAGAGAUAGUAAGAGAAUUGCUAUUUAAAAAUAACAAUAUAAAAUAAUAUAUUUAAAUUUUAAAAAAUGCAUUCAACUCACAAUUUAAAAAAAAACCUUUAAAAGAAAGAAAAAAAUAUUUAAGUUUUUGCAUAUAUGAUUUUGUGGUUUUUUUUUAAAUAAAUAUGUUAAAAAGUGCUAUAAUUAUGUUAGUUUCACAAUAUGCAUAUCUAAUUUAGGCAACAUAGGAAAAGAUGGGGUAGUCUCACGAAUGCAUUACUUUCAAAAACUAAGAUUUUUAAGAAGAAAAAUAAUAAUUUAGGAAUUGUCCUGUGUAUUUUCAGGCAGUCAAUACCUAAGAGAGACUAAUGGCUACUACACACUUGAUAAAAUUAUGUACAUAUUGAAGGAAAUCCCGUACACUUGUGUAUGAAAAGCAGUCAAAUAUGGACAUAUUUUUCUCUAGUGUGUAGAUGCCAUAACGCAUGAUAGUUAAUUUGAAUAUGGUUCAUAUUCGUUUAACAAUUGUGUCCUAAAAAACAAGUACAGCUGCGUGAAACUGUCUCACUCUUCUCUACUCAUAUUAUUAUUUGUUUUGUUGUAAAUAAAAUCGUACAGAUCUUCUGGCGGGGUUUCUGUUACAAUUAUGUCUGAAUAAACCAUAAUUAUGUCUAAAUUAAUCAUAAUUGUGAUAAAGUUUUCGAUAAAUUAAAUUAAUAUUCUACUUAUCACAAACAGAACAAUAAUAGGAAUAAAUUGCCAAAAUGCAACAAAUGCAUUGUAAAAGUAACAUGAUUAUAUCUGUUUUUCACAUAUUUAUAUUUAAAAGAAAUCAGACAUUUUCUUUCUCCCAGCAACUUACUCAUUUCUUUCUGUACACAAUUGCUAAGAAAAAAAUAUAAUACAGUAAAAAAAAUUGCUAAAUUUUAAAGCAUUUUUUGGUUUAUUGGCAAGUAAUUUUUAAGGGUGAAAGCUAAGGUAUUAUAUUUAGAGAAGAAAAAAAUCAAUUGAGAUUCUUAUAUAGGACUUUUCUGACAAUUUCCCAAGGAUGCAUCAUCUUCUGGGAUAAUGAAGCUUCUUGGGGGAUAUUGAGAUUUCCAAAUUUGAGGAUAUAAUCUAGUCAGAAGCGAGUAGAACCACGCCAUUGUUGAAUUUUUGUCAGUAAAAAAGAAAUUAGGCACAUUUUAGGAAGAAGUAUAUUGUACAUUAUUGUAGUUUUGCGGAAAUGAUAAAAAAAAGAAGAAUAUUGAUAAGUGAUACUAUGCAAGAAUGAGAUAAGGGAAGUAUCUUAAUGUUAAAUAAUAAUUAGACUUUUGCCUCUCCCAUCCAAAGAAUAUUUCCGAUUCUAGUCCAAACUCUGGCGAUUUUUGCACACAAAGCUAAAUAACUUUUUUUUUAUUUAAAAGUGCCAAAUUUAUUUAUAUUUUGGCUCUCAUUGAACAUUUAAAAAAAAUUAAAUUAAAUGAAAAGAAAUGUUUUAAGACACUUUCAGAAGAAUAGAUUGUGUUUAAAAGAUGGUCGAUAAUGUGCAAUAUAUAAUUAGUUUAGAGAAAAAAAAUAUUUCACCGCGCCAAAUGCAGAGAUCAUUGCAUAUUUAUUUAUUUUAAUCCAUCAAAUUCUUUUUUUGUUCAACCAUUUCAUAAAUUCUAGAAAUCUAGUCAAAUGUGAAGAAAGAAAAAAAGGUGAAAAUAAAAACUGUUUAGCGCCUCGUUUUAGGGAUGCACACAUUUACUAAUUAAUAAAAAAAAAAAGAAAUUAAUAAUGAAAAAUUGUGUACAUAAAAAUUAUUAUUGACGGUCAUGAUUCAAAAAAAAGAGAGAAAAAAUAAUAAUAAAAUCAAUUUUCAAAUGAAAAAAAAAUUAAUUAAAUUGAAUAGUAGUGUAAAAUUCGUUGCAACUUGCCAGAUUGAACAAGUAAGUAGUGAAGCGCGAUUGCUGAUGAUGGAACUGAGGAAGAAAAAACACAAUAUUGAAUUAUUUAGAGAAGAAGUAAAUAAAAUGAAAGGAAAUUUUUAGAAUUUUUGUAAAACUGACGCACUUUGCUAAAAGAUUAGUGACGCCUUUAAAGAAUUAUAUAUUACAUUUAAAAAUAAAAAAAAUAUAUUAUAUAUUAUAUACAUUAAUAAAAAAAGAAAUGAUGAUAAAACUAUGGAAAUAACACCACAGAUGACACAUACCCAAUUUUAUUAAAUUUUUUUUGGUAAAGAUUAAUCUUCUUUUUCAUUAAAUACUUUUCUAUGAUUUGCAGUAUUGACGAUUUUGCAAAUAAAAAAAAAACUUUUUUUUCAGAGGAUUUCAAACAUAAAUGACUUUUAUUUUCAAAUUUUAAUACUCCAUUAACACAUUUCGAAAAGAAAACUAAAAAAAAAAAACAAAAAUUAGUCGAAGGACAUAAAAUAGAGGAAACAAAAACCAACACAUUGAACAUUUUUAAAGUAAAAAAAUGAUAAAGUAUGAGUAGGAAUUUUAGUAAAGAAACAAAAUGCGUAUACAUUUUUCCCUCGAAAAAGCGAGAAAGUAUAUUGCAGAAAAAAAUGAAUAUAAUAUAGGAUACAGGGUAUUUCUUGCAAUUAUUUAAAAAGAUGAAAAAAAACCAAAAAAGAUUUUUAAGAAGUAAAACAACAACAAAAUAUUUAAGAAUGAAUAAUUGUGAAGCUAGAGAGAUUUUUAGAGAAAGAGAGGUUAUAGCGCGCGAAUACGAAACAUUUGUUUGAAUGAGGCGUGAGCAAAAAUGUUGACAAUAUUUGUGUGUUAAUUGCGAAAAAAAAAUAAAUAAAUCGACAAGAAUGUACAGAAGAAAUCCAUACACACACAAAAAAAACUUUAUUUAAUUAAAGACAAAAAACAACUGAAGAAUAAAAAAAAUCGAUUGAUUAAAUUUGCACACUGAAGAGGCACAAGUAUUCUCAAGAACAUUUUUGACUUGAUACUAAUUCCCAAAUUUAAAACUUUAAAAUGAAAACUAAAGCUCCAAAAAAAAUCCCGAAAACAUACACAAAUUGAAGAUAAAAGUAGAUGAAAAAAAAACAUUGUGAAAAAAAGGUUUGCAUACACUCUGAAAUUAUAACAUAUGUAAUAAUUUAAAGUAAAAGAAUGAUUGAAAGGAAAAAAACAAUGCGAUACAGUACAUUUUAAACGCAAAUAGAUUUUUAGAUUUUAGCAUGAUCAACUAAAAGAAAUUAUAUACAAUUAAACUACACUAAUCAUUUAUAUAUUUAAAUUAAUACAUAUAUUAUAUAAUUGCAUUUUAAAAGAAUGAAAUUGAAGGAAAAAACCUAAAUCAGAGGGAAAUGAAUCGACAGUCGUGAAUGAUUUAAAGUCCCAAAAAAAACAGUUUUACUUAAAAAAAAAAACGAUGAAAAAAUUUUUAAAAGGAAAAAGAAACCUAAAAACCUUUUAUUCACACUUUCCAAUAGUUAAUAUUUAUAUACAUAACUAGGAGAAAACAUAUUUUACACACGAGAGACAUUCAUUAGAAACGACAAAGUCUUACAUCCAAAAAGAAAACUAUUAAAAAAAACUGAACUGAUAAAGUGUAAAAUAAAACAAACAUGGGAAAUACACAAAGUAAAAGCGAAAAAACACAAAUUACUACCAUAAAAUAUUCUAUAUAACCUUUAAACAAUUUAUCGAAGGAAUGAAAGAUGAAAUGAGAGAAAGAGAAAGAAAGUAAUCAUUUUGACGAAGGAAAAAUGCUAUGCUACCUCUUUAAAAAAAAGAGGAAUAUUGCAUAUUUACUAAUAUAUUGUACUAAUUAUUAAAUUACAUAUUAUUAUUCAUUAUUACUUGAUUAAAGGAAAAGAAUUAUUAACGAAAGAAACAAGAAAAACAAAAAUGGAUUGAAAUCUAUAAUAAAAAAAACAUUUACCAUUCAAACUAAAUUAUCUUUCUUCUUAAAAAAAAGUAAUCCAAUUUAAUAAAAAAAACAACAAUUUUACACUUUUACCCUUUGAUGCCCAAUCAUAAAUCUUUUAUAGCGUCAUCAGCGUUAUGAUUAUUUAACACCAACCAAAAAGAUAUGAAAUCCUAGCCAAAAAAAACGAAAUGUAAAAAAAUAUCUCUUUAAAAAAAAUCAACUUAUCAGAUUAAUUCAAUGCAUUCAAAUCAAUUGUUAUCUAUCUGCAUUGCCUUAAAUUAUAAUAAAAAGAAAAAAUUAAUAUUGACAAGAGAGAAAAUUAUCCUCAUCUGAAUAAAACCAAUUGAAUAACAUUAAAAGAAAAGAAAAAAAACAAAUUUAACACUAUUAGAGGCUUAGAAAUUUUAUUAAAGAAACAAAAUGUAUUUAUUGCAAUUAGAGAAUAGCGCGAAAAUAUCCACUCUUUUGAGGCUUAGUUUAAAUUAAACUAUACGAUUGCUAUUUGAAGAGGACUUUACCGUUUGCCCCUUAAGCAAUUCUGCAGAAUUAUAACGAAAUUGCAUACAGUAUUCUCUUGCAAGUGUGGGCUAAACCCAAAGGAUAUUGCUUCAUAAUAAUAGGCCACACCUCUUAAAAACCUUGUAUUAAGUUAGUUUCGCUUGUACCGUAAGGCCGGCUUCAGACUCAAGGUUUAGCCCCGUUCCCAAUGAUCUAGAAAUUCGAAAUAACAACCAAUUUUCUUGGUUUUUUUUUUAAUUUAAGGGAUCACUUGCCCAUGUUGUCCAAUCUUAAGUAAUAAUUCUCCAAAAAAUCUUGAAUGAUAAAAAAUUAGAUAAGUUAAGCCAUACGGCUGAGCCUUAAGUCUGAAGCCCGUAUAAGUACGAGUGACUUUGUCUCCUGCAGGUGACUUUGACAUCCUCCUGUUCGAAAGCUUUUCUUUAAUUCUAAUGUUAAAGAACGGUUCUCAUCGAUCAGACAAGGUAGAUCGGAUCAGUUAAGACCAUCCUUAAGCUCUAGAAGUAAAGAAAAUCUUACGAACAGGAGGGUGUCAAAGUCAUCCACACUUAUACAAGCUUCAGACCUAAUGCCCUAGACACACUUACGACUUAAUCCGAGAGACGACUUAGUGGAAAAUGAUGGAAAUGUAGUUUGACCUUUAUUUCCAAUAUAAUUACACAAAGCCGUCUCUCGGCUAAUCCUCAGGUGUAUCAAGGCCCUAAGACUUAGCCAUAUGGCUUAACUGCUCUAAUUUCUUAUCAAUCACGAUUUUUGAAAAAUUUAACUUAGGAUUGGAUUUAUUAAAGAUAUAUAAGUGACUUAUUAGAUUCCCAAAAAGCAGUAAAAUUGCUCUCUAUUCAGGAAUUUGAGACCUUUGGGAACUGCGCUAAACCUCUAGUCUGAAGACCGCCUUACGGUGCUUUAACUUGUAUAAAUGAUUAACUUUAUAGAACUAUUGGUCUCACAGGGUUCUUUUUAUUGGCCCAAAGCAUGUUCAAAGCCAUAUUCAAUCAGAGAAAGUCGUAGAACUAUCACGACUAGCAUUAUUCACAUGAAAUUAAAUAUUUAAUCCCAUGAAAUACUUUAGUCUCAUGUAAUUGGCUAAAGCUUUUAAAAGUACGAAUGCUUUCAACUAAAAACUUUGGGACUAAAAUAUUAAAUGGGAUGAAUUAUUUAAUUACGUGUGGACAAUACGUGAAGCAUAUUAAUUUUUAUAUUCAAUCCCAUUCAAUAUUCUAUUCCCUUCAGUUUCUUCGAUUGACCACAGCUUGAAAGCAUUCAAAGAACUUAAAGUUCUAAUUAAUCUAAGAACGUGUUGAGACUGAAAUAUUUCAUGGGAUGAAAUAUUAAAAGACAUGUCGAUCAAGCAAAAAGCGUAUGGAUUAAACAUAUUCAAAAAAAAACUGUUUCAAAACUUUCGGUGAUUUGCUAGAACUUUUAAUAUCUUGAAUGUUUUCGAGCUCUGGACAAUCAGAAAAUGCGUUGGGACUAAUAUUCUUUAUAACAUUAACUAAUUUAUUACGCAAUUGAGCAAUGCCUAAUACAAACAACUGAAGUAAAUUAUUUAUAAAGAAUAAUUUUUAUAAUUUUUCAACACUCAAAGUUCCCUUCAUAUCGCUAUCGUAUGGCUUAAUUAAACUCUGCCCUUUACUUACUAUUUCUUUCAUCCCCAUUCUAAGUAGAAAAAAGCCCUAUACACUAUUCUAAAGUAAAUUUACAGUGAGUCUUACGUUUGCAUUUCGAUCACUGUCCCUCUCGAUUGAGGGAUACUUGACCGCAACCAUAAAAAAAAACUGUGCAUUAAAUAAUGAGAAAAGUAUAAUAAAAAAAACAAUGAUAAUAAAAUUCACACGAUUAAGCAGCAUUCUGACUUGCGUUAAUUUCUUUAGCACAUUAUAACAAAAAAAGUGUACAUAUUGAAAAUUGAAAAAAAAAGUGAAAGAAGUGGAAAAAUAUGAUAGAAUGGAAGUAAAAUAAAUUUAAAAAAAAAUCCCCUGCCAAAAUGAGCUAAAUAUAUUUUUUAUUAUACAUAUAUAUAAAUAGAAUAAAUAGAUGGGAGGAAGAAAGAAAGAGAAAAAAAAAAUGAUGAAAUAUAUUGUAACACCAUUAUUACUUUAAAUUUGUAGCAAGUAAUUUUGAAAUGAAGAAAAAAAACUAGUACAUAGUAUUAUCAUAUAAUACCAUUAAGAAUGAGGUUAGAAAAACCAAGGGAAGAUUAUGAAAAUUGUGGUAAGAGGAAUAUAAGAGAAAGCUUGGAAUAGAAUGCAUUUCUUAGAGAGCAAAGCAGACAAAAAUAGAAGUUGCAAAAAAAAAAAACUCAAGAAGUGAAGACAAAGAGAAUGGCACAGGUUAGUUGGAAUAGGUCAGUAAAAAAGAAACACAUUAACAAAAUGGUAAAAAGUUCAUUUUUAAACCCCUUUCUAAAGCCUCUAAAAUUUUCUUUAAAAGCACAUUCUGUACUUUAAAAAAAUAUAUACAUAAUUAUAUUCUCUAGCUAAAUAAAACUUUUUCAAACCUAUCCCCCUUAUUUAAACCCCUCCCCCCAGAUUUUUUCUUUCAUAAAACUUUUUUAAAUAGACAAUUUUCUAGUAAAUCGCAUUUUAUUAACUUGGUAUAAAAUUUAUAUAUAGAUUUCUAUAAUCUAUUAUUAAAUUUAAAGAAAAAAUACUGCAUGAGAAAAUAUUUAUUUACAUAUUACCAAGGUAAUAAAAAAAAUUUAAAAAAAAAACACAAAAAAUAUCACUAAAAUAGUAUCAUCUUUGAUCUAUUUUAGUGUUCACCAAGAAAAUGAAUUUAUAUAGAAUUAACUAAAUGAGAUUAAAGUAAAAUUAAAAGGUGAAAUGAGAGAAAGUGGAACUAAAUCUAAAUUUAAGUACAACAGUAUUAAAGAAAAAAAUGAAAAAAAAAUAAUCACAAGGUUAAAAGGAAAGUGAGAAACUUAUUAUUGAAAUAACUUAGAUGGUGAAAACAAAAAGAAAAACCUAAACGCCACGAAAAAAAACAACCUAAUAGCAGGAUUUUAAAGAAGAAAAAAAAUAAGAUGAAUUUUAGGUAAUUUCGAUAAAAUAUUUGCGAGAAGGAGCCAUUGGAAAAAGAAAAUAUUAUAAUCAUAUCAGGCGAAAAUAUAAAAAAAGAGAAAAAAACAACACGUAAAGAAAAUUUUCACACUUUCUUAUUGAUUUGUUGUAAAAUGAGAAAAAGAAUUUUUAUUAAAAAAAAUGAUCGAAGUUAAUAAAAGAAAUUAGAAAUUGAAGAUAAUUCACUCAUUUUAAAAACACAAUUUAUUACAUUAAAAAACUUGAAAAAAAACAUUAGAAAAUUUCAAUUUUUUAUAAAUAAAAUGCAUUUUUGACAAAAAAAAUGACGCUACUUGAGAGGGAAAAUAUAGUGAAUAGUAGCGAAAAAACUGGAGUUGAUCACGUAAAAACAAAUCACUACAAUAUAGAUAAACUUACCACGACAAAAACACGCAGAAAUAACACACAAAUCAAUCAAUAGAAUUUUUCCUAAAACAACAAACUCAAAAAACACAAACACUCGUCACACAUAGUCUCUCUUCCGUAAAAGAAAAAUAGAAGAAUGAAGAAACACUUUAAAAAAAGAGGAAUAGUUCAUAAGUAAGAAAAAAAACUCUAAUAGUUUAAGAAUAAAUUGCUCCAAAAUAAUGUACAUUAAAUUGCUUUCGGCGCGAUUUGCCACAAAAAAAAACAAGUAAGUAAAUAAAAAUGAGCUAGGAAUAAAAAAAAAACUGAACAAGAAAAUAAAACAGGUGUGAGCCAUACGAAACACACAGUUUGUAUAAAAAAUGAAAAAAAACACAUAACUUGUAAAACGAGAAUUCAAAUAGGACAUUUCCACCAGACGCAAACUAAAAUAUUAAGGAAAAAUGAAUAUUUAAGGAAAAACUGCUAGAAUUUAAUAUAAUAAACAAAGUAUAUUAAAAAAAAGGAGAAAACUUGAAAAAAUAAUCAUUGAAUUUAUGUAAUGAAUACAGAAACAAGAAAAAAUAUUGAUUGAAAAAAAACCACCACCACGAUAAUAAUUUCACCGAAUUAUUCCUUUAUUUUCUUUUUGAAGUAAACAAAAAAAAAACAAUUUCAAAACUAAACUCCAACACAGCAUGAGCAUGACAGAGAAAUCAGGAAAAAGAAA